Messenger RNA from Gryllus bimaculatus (two-spotted cricket), 1131 nucleotides. The record is from the annotation of a GenBank genome assembly. NCBI's taxonomy places the organism in Eukaryota, Metazoa, Arthropoda, Insecta, Orthoptera, Gryllidae.
AUGCGGAAGGGAAGCGUUUUGAGAUCUGAUGGGACAGAGUCCCCAAUACUUGAAGAGGCUGAUUCAAGUGUUGCGGCAGAGCAACGCAAACCAGCAGUAAAAUAUGGUGAACUGGUUAUUUUAGGAUACAACGGCUUCCUUCCUCCUGGUGAUCGAGGACGAAGAAGAAGUAAAUUUGUAUUAUAUCAAAGACCGACACCAAGCGGGGUGAAACGUUCGAAACAUUAUGUUGUGAAAACUCCUCAUUCCUCACAAGCUAUCUUGGAUUCAAAACAACAUUCAAUCUCCUACACAUUAUCCAGAAAUCAGGCUGUUAUUGUGGAAUACAUGUUAGAUCAAGAAACAGACAUGUUUCAGAUCGGCCGAUCUUCAGAAUCUCCUAUAGACUUUGUUGUGAUGGACACCAUUCCUGGUGAUAAAAGUGGUGAUAAUAAAGUUCUCCAAAGUACAAUCUCACGAUUUGCUUGUCGAAUACUUGCAGAUCGCUCUAAUCCUAAAGUUGCUCGCAUUUAUGCUGCUGGCUUCGAUUCAUCUCGAAAUAUAUUUUUAGGGGAGAAAGCAACAAAGUGGCAGGAGGGCCGCGAGAUUGAUGGUUUAACGACUAAUGGAGUGUUAAUUUGGCAUCCAAGAGGUGCCUUCUGUGGUGGUGAGGCUCAGCCAGGCCUUUGGCGUGAGGUGUCUGUAGGAGGCGGUAUUUUCUCAUUACGCCAAUCACGUUCUGCUCAACAGAAGGGUGAAGUGGUAGAGGACGAAACAAAUGUGCUUCGGGAUGGUACGUUAAUUGACCUUUGUGGUGCCACAUUGCUUUGGCGAUCUGCUGAAGGGUUGGAAAAUUCUCCUGUAAGUAACUUUCUCAUGGCUUGUGCUGAGAAAAGAACAAUAAUUGAUUAUGAAUGGCAGGAAGCAUGUCACAUUAUUCAUGUGAAUUGUUUAUGGCUAGUUCGAAGAAAUACUGUUGCUGGAGUAACUGUAAGUAGAAAACCAAAUGUGAAUCAAUUGCCCAUAAAAUUCCCUAAGAAGCUUCAAGGUGCUUAUUGGGAAGGGGGUACCUUAAGACUUUUUGAGAAUGAGGCUGAGUGGGCCGGGAGGUCUCCUUGGCCUUUGGGGUGGAGUGCCCCCUCUGGGACUUAA